GGGACUUCCGGUAUCCACGUUGUGGGCGUCAUUUUGAAUAUGCUUGAGCUUUUUCACAAUUCAAAGGCUUCGGGUACCGGUGCCGGUAAGAGGUGACGAGGCCUUUAAAGUCCGAGAGGAGGCACAGCUCGGGCGGCAAAGAGGCGGGUCUGAGGUUCUGCGACGCCGCCCGGAGUGUCCCACACCCGCGUGGGAUACGGACUGCGGUGCCCGCGCCCCUCCUCUCCCGCUGCUCCCGGCUCAGCUCCGCCCACAGAGCCCGAUGGCGGCGGCGGUGCUGUGGGACCCGCCUCAGGGUGGUGUGAACUUUGAGGACAUUGCUGUGUACUUUUCCUGGGAGGAAUGGAGGCUCCUUGAUGAGGCUCAGAGACGCCUGUACCUCGAUGUGAUGCUGGACAACUAUGCACUUAUAUCCUCCCUGGGUUGCUGCUGUGGAGCAGAGGGUUCAGAGGCACCUUUUGAACAGAUUGAUUCUCUAGGAGUGUCACAGGCCAGGAUAUCUGAGGCAGCUUUAUCUUCCCAGGAGACCCACCCCUGCGGGAUGUGUGGUCCAGUCUUGAGAGAUGUUUUCCACUUGGCUGAGUCACAGGAAACAGAACACCACCAAAAACUAUUGAGGUGUGGAGCAUGUGCAAAACGAUUUUAUUUUGGUGCAAGCAUUCAACAGCACCAGGAGGAGCAAAUACGAGAAAAACCUUUCAGAAGCAGUGUGGAUGAAGCCUUGUUUGUGAAAAGCUGCAGAUUCCUUGCGUCACAGAAGCCAUUUACCUGUGGGGAGUUUGAAAAAGACUUCCCGAUCAUCAUGGGAUGUCUGCAGCAACAGGCCACUCAUGCUGUAGAGAAGCCAAACAUAAUCGCCCAUUGUGGGUCAAGUUUACAAAGCAGGAAAAGUCAUCACACCUGGGGAGAGUGCAAGAAAGCCCUCAGCCCUGAACACACACUUCUUCAGGACCAGGGUGUCUACACUGGAAGACCUUGCUUUGUGUGCAGUGAAUGUGGGAAAACAUUUAGGUACAAAUCCUCAUUUGUUGUGCACCAGAGAGUCCACGUUGGAGAAGGGCUUCACAUGUGUGGUGAAUGUGGAAAAUCCUUUAGACAAAACUCAAGCCUCAGUCAACAUCGAAGUGUUCAUACUGGGGCAAUGCAGUAUAAUUGCAGCAAAUGUGGGAAAUCCUUAAGUCAUAAAUCUGUCAUCAUUUCUCCCCACACAUGGUGCAAUGGAGAGAAUAGUUAUGUUUGCAGUGAAUGUUCAAAGUCUUUUACCUCUAGCUCAGCCCUCACUUAUCAUCAGAGAUCUCACACAGGAGAAAGGCCUUAUGAGUGCAAUGAAUGUGGGAAAUCUUUCAUCUCCAGGCCUGCUCUCAGAUACCAUCAGAGAUCUCACACAGGAGAGAGACCUUAUGAGUGCAGUGACUGUGGGAAGAGUUUUACCACUAGCUCUAACCUCCAUUAUCAUCAGAGAGUUCACACUGGAGAAAGGCCAUAUAAGUGCAGUGAAUGUGGGAAAUCUUUUAACAAUAGAUGGGUUCUUAUUCAACACCAGAGAGUACACACAGGAGAAAGGCCUUAUGAGUGUACUGAGUGUGGGAAAUUGUUUAAGUAUGGAUCCCAACUGAAUCAACACCAGAAAGCUCACACCGGCGAAAAGCCUUUUAAGUGCUCUGAGUGUGGGAAAUCUUUUAACAAUAGGUGGACACUUAUUCAGCACUGGAGGGUUCACACAGGAGAAAGGCCUUUUGAGUGCAGUGAAUGUGGAAAAUUCUUUAAUCGAAGAAAUAACCUCAUUUUACACCAGAGAAUUCACACAGGAAUAAGGCCUUAUGCAUGCAACGAAUGUGGGAAGUCUUUUACAUUUAGUUCCAGCCUCCGUUAUCAUCAGAGAGCUCACACUGGAGAAAGGCCUUAUGAGUGUAAGGAAUGUGGUAAAUCUUUUAUCUCUAGAUCUGAUCUCCAUUAUCACCAUAGAGUUCAUUCUGGAGAAAGGCCUUUUGAGUGUAGCGAGUGUGGGAAAUCCUUUAUCCAAAGAAAUAACCUCAUAAUACACCAGAGAGUUCACACAGGAGAAAGACCUUAUGUAUGUGAUGAGUGUGGUAAAUCUUUUACCUGUAGCUCUACCCUCCAUUAUCAUCAGAGAGUUCACACUGGAGUAAGGCCUUAUGUGUGCAGUGAAUGUGGGAAAUCAUUUAUUACCAUGUCUAAACUGCGUUGUCAUCAGAAAGGUCACACUGGAGAAAGACCUUAGGAGUGCACUGAAUGUGGGAAAUCUUUUAUGGAAAACAUCAGAGAGUUCACUCUGUACAAAGGCAUAGACAUGAAGGGAAUACACAGUUUCCGUGGUCAGUAUCAGAGUGCUGGAGGAAACUUUCUGAGGAGCCAUCUCUCCACAUUGACUCCUCCUAUAUAUCUGAGCAUGCAAGUGGGGAGAGUCCCCUUAAGUUUGUUAUGUGGGAAGCACGUGUGGCUUUCUUGCACUUUCUAACCUGUCCAGGGCUAUUCCCAGAUGUGUGUCACUGUCAUCUCUGUGAUCAAGGCCAUUUCACUUCUACCACCUGGCAGAUCCCCACGGUGUGCAUCAGUCAUCAACCCAGUUCACUCAGGGAAGCUGAGCUCUGUCCUCCCAUGCAUUGUAGCAAAUUAGGAGUCACUUGAGCCCUCGGGGUGUCUUUCCCUCGACUCUCUUGGGCAUGGACCUGACCCAAUGUUGGUCCAUAGAACAUUGGAGUUUGCUAGCAGCUUUCCAACAAGGACUGAAAUUUUCCAGGUGUCAUGUUGAUAUCAUGUGAUACUUGUGAUGAAUUUUUCCAGCUUUCAAGUUACAAACUCCAGAACUCUGGACCACAUGUUACUUUGGCUUGAACAAUAACAGGCCUUACCCUUUAGGUCCUCGUUAACUUUGGGAGUUCUGUUCCCAUGUAGUUUAUGAACAGAUUUGUGCUCUGCAGGCAUGAAGGGGAGAACUUUUUAUGGGCCUCACACCUGUGCCUAAGGAGGGACAACAGGACGACAGAAAAUAACAUGAUUUUGAACUUAUUUGUAUUGCUGCCCAGAGCUUCCUAGGGAAAACCGCAAAGCUUUUUCUUCCUCAUAUGGACCUGUAUCCUUUUUCUUUUUUGACCACGCCCAUGGCAUGUAGAAGCUCCCAGGCCAAGGAUUGAACUCGAGCCAUAGCAGCAACCUGAGCCAGUGCAGUGACAAUGCAGGAUCCUUAACCCUUUGUGCCACAGGGAUAUCCUGUAUCCUGUAGUAUUUCGGACGACUCUGAGGAGGGGCAGGUGUGAGCAUCUUGAGUGCUUCUGAGAGCAGCAUGAGUUGUUUCUCUUACCCAGAGGAGAGCUCACAGGCACACCAGUGUAGUGAGGUUUAUCUUCCCCAGGUCUACAGAGACCUGUAUCUCCUCAUGACCAGAAUUCACUGGGCUAGGGGGUCUCUGAUUGUAAGACUCUUGGUUCCAGGGGAAACCAUAGUUGGUACAGAAACUGCUUUCAUAGGUGGUGGAAGAGACUGCAGUCAUUGAGAUGGAAUGUGCCACUUCUGAAAGUGUAUCCAGGAAUGUGUCUGCAACUGUGCAGACAAACUUUAAGACCUGUAGGCAUGUUUAUCUCGUGUAGCUGAAGACCUUGUCAGAGAAAUCAGGAGGUUUUCUGGCUUGCUGUAGCCUAUCACUGAUGUGUGCCUCGAGGCCCUUAUUCCCCAGGGAGGAUAAAAGGGGGAAAGGAGAUUCAUAUUCUGAGACUGUGGCUCUCUUGACCCACACAGCAUUGCUCUUGACUAGGUGAACACGUUCACUGCUUCCCACUGAGGCAAGACUGGCCCUCCAGAAGGCCUGAGGAGAGAGAUGGUAGAGUCAAUAUGCCCACCCUACUUUCCAUAAAGAGUGGGACAUAGAGAUUGUUUUAUCUUGAGCCAAUGUUUAAAACUUCAUAAAAGUAUAAUUUACAUGUACUUAAUAGCUUAUACUUAAAAUGUACAAUCUGAGGAGUUCCCUGAUUGGUGGUGUCACUGCUGUGACCUGGCUCACUGCUGUGGAGUGCGUUCAGUCUCUGGGCAAUUUGCAUAUGGGGCACAGCUAAAAAGAUAAAAUGUACAAUCUGUUAAGUUUUGAACCUCUGAAAACAACAUUGUAGUCCCAAUAAUGACCAUAUCUGUCAAGGUAUACUUACCUCAUGUCCUUUUAUAAUCUCUCCUUUCCCUUCCCACCUCUCAGGUAACCACUUUCCCUUACUAUAGGUAAAUCUUGCAUUUUCUAGUAUUUACAUGUUUGUAACCUAAACUGUUUUUUGUUUUUUUUUUUUCCUGACUUUGUAAUUACUUGGGGGUAUGGUUAGCUCAUCUUUUUUUUUUUUUUUUCUUUCUGAGUAAGAUUCUUACCUUUGAAUAUGCCACUUUUGCUUUACUUACAACUUAAUGUGUCUUUAGGUUAUUUCUAGGUUGUGCUGAUUGGAAAUAAACCUGUUAAAAUGUUUGUGUCAAUUUCUAUGGAUGUAUGUUUCUUUUAUCUUUUGUCAAUAACUUAGAAUGAGUCACAGGGUAGAUCUAAAAUGAUUGUACUUUUUUGCAUGUUAACCAUCAGUGUGUUAGAGUUUCCAUUUCUGGAGCCUAUUCUUGAUAGGGUCAGUCUUUUAUGUUAGGCCUUUUCAUAAGUGUAUAGUGCUAUCUCAGUGUGGUUUUCAUUGCAUUUUUCUUAUGACUCAUGAUUUUGCACAUUUUUCAUGUCUUUAUUUGCCACCUGUAUAUUUUUUGUGUGCUGUU
Messenger RNA from Phacochoerus africanus (Common warthog), 4749 nucleotides. Its product is annotated as zinc finger protein 256-like. Gene Ontology annotation, molecular function: DNA-binding transcription repressor activity, RNA polymerase II-specific. Bases 263 to 2242 code for a protein of 659 amino acids. Gene Ontology annotation, biological process: negative regulation of transcription by RNA polymerase II. Lineage: Eukaryota; Metazoa; Chordata; Mammalia; Artiodactyla; Suidae. The record is from RefSeq and is a predicted model, not a curated record. The transcript has 3 exons.